Messenger RNA from Cannabis sativa, 2485 nucleotides. RefSeq lists its product as uncharacterized. NCBI's taxonomy places the organism in Eukaryota, Viridiplantae, Streptophyta, Magnoliopsida, Rosales, Cannabaceae. The transcript has 3 exons. The record is from RefSeq and is a predicted model, not a curated record. Bases 223 to 2244 code for a protein of 673 amino acids.
UUACCUUAUUACUUAUUAUUUUUUUUAUUUAAAAUGUGUAUAUAUUUUCGGCAUGCAGUUCAGUCUUCUUUUAUUUUAAACUUCACAAAUACAUAAAUAGAUAUUUCACAUGUCACUUCAACUUAAUUUUUGAAAACACUAUUGCUAUAGGUGUGUUUGCUUCAGCAUAUAUAACUUUGAAAAAUGGUAGCUUGCCCAAACUAAAGAAAGACAACUAUAAGUAUGGGGAACUCCCACACUCAUAAUCUAAUCCUACAACAAGAGCCAACAGAGACUGAUGAUGAUCAUAUCAAAUGUUGUAUAUGCAGUGAUGAAAUUUCUGAACCUUCUUUCAUCGAAUGCGAAUCAUGUGAUGAUUAUUACUCCCACAUAACAUGUGAAGAGUUCAUAUCAUCAUGUGAUGACCAAAUAAAUCACCCCUUCCAUCCUUCUCACCCACUUAAAUUAAGUACGGAUGAAUUUUACUUUAUUUGCAGCUCUUGUCACCAAAUCCACUUCUUCAAUCCAUGUUUCACUUGUGAUCAAUGUAACUUCUACAUCGACAUCAAAUGUUUUAGGAUGCCUCCUAUAACAUGUGAUGAUGAUCAAGAGCAUAUACAACAUGUCACACACCAACAUCCCAUGCCACUUCUAAGGCCGGAUGAGACUGAAGAUAUCGAAUGCUUCUCAUGUCGCGUGACAUGUUCGGGUGAAGGUGAAGCUUGUUAUGGCUGCAAACCUUGUAAAUAUUUCUUGCAUAAAUCAUGUGCACAAUUGCCACUACAAAUCCAACCUCAUUCUUGUCAUGAUCAAGAUCACCCUUUAUCCCUUUUUGUUGCUAGUAAAUUAUUCAUUACUUGCAAAAUUUGCUACAAGGACAACCUCUUAUUCACAUAUGGAUGUGGUGAGUGUGAUUUUCACCUAUGCAUAAAUUGUGCCACUACAGUGUUCCUACCCAUAUUCAAGUACAAAUAUCAUCACCAUCCUCUUUAUUUUGUGGAGAAAAUACACACUAAAAUCGACAAGUGUCAUAGCUACGAUUCAUAUUGUCAAAAUCCAAUGCUUCAAGGUUCUGUGGAAUUUAAAUAUACCACUUCAUCCAUAUUUUUGUGUAUGAAAUGUGAUUUUAAACUUCAUUUUCUGUGUGGUAUGUUACCAAGGAGUAUCAAAUAUGAGUAUCACAUACAUCCUCUCACUCUUACCGAUUUAGUUAUCGAAAAUGGGAAUGGAGAAUAUUGCUGUGAUAUAUGUGAAAGUGAAAGAGAACCACGAGUUUGUGUGUAUUACUGUGAAGAUUGUGUGUACAUUGCUCAUGUACAUUGUCUGGCUCCUCAGAUUAUCAAUAUAUUCAAGGGAGAUGUCAAAGAUGUGAAUUUGAAGAUGAUUGGUGAAGAUAUGUCGAAAUUCAUUCCUGUAGAUCAAUGUGAUAAUGUUGAGCAUGAAGAGAAAAAGAAUGGCAUGCCACAAUUGAACUUAAAGGAUUUGAUAUCUAAGUUAGAUGCAACUGAACUAAUGCCACAACUCAAACAUCAUCGUUACAAGGAAAGUAUUUUACAUAUGCUAGCAUAUUCGUAUUCCAAUGAAACUAAAGAUGAAAAUAUUGAUGAUAUUCUACUAUUUUCUAGCUUCACAGAAAGAAAAUUCAUGUCAGUUAUUUACAACGAGUUCCACAAAAACUAUUUGGAAAAGAAGAUUGACAUUGCAUCUAGUGAUUUAGAGUUGAAAUUGGUAGAUGUUGAAGGUUAUUUGAUACCUUUAAAUUAUGUCUUUGUUAUGAAAUACUUACUUCACAAAUAUGGGGAUAUUAGUCAGAUUUCAACUUCUUCUCCUACAUUAAAGAACAUAUGUUUUUUCUUCAUUUGUAAAGUCAUGAAGAAGAUGCAUUCUACUUUGCUCAUAGAUAUCACUAAAGAUCUUCUUCAACAAUGGUAUCGAUAUAUAUUAUUUUCGAAAGACUGUGCUCACUUUGAAGUGGAUUUUUUGAAUGUAAUUUUGAGGAAGAUCACAAGAUAUUUCUUCUAUCUCCAAGUAAGUAAGCUACUUGGCUCUGAAAUCCCAACAAUAGUAAAUGAAAAGAAAGCAAAGUUACAAAAAGAGAUGAAUGAAAAGAUGGAAAAGAUACAGAAGAAAAUUUCAAUGAACAAAGCAAGGCUUGAGAAGUGCAAAAAAUUUUGUGAAUAUAAUUCGAAAAAUGAGUUCAUGAAGAAGGGCUUGAAUAGAGUGAUGACAUCGAAGUGGAAGACUGCUGGCCAUGUAGGGUUUUGAUGGGAUUACAUUUUUUUGAUUUGAUAGAUGUCAUAGAAAUAUAUGAUUGGAUUUGUUUGUUUGGUUUGAAUUUAUAAGAGAGCUUUUAAUGUAUGGAUAUUUUUGUUCUGAAAAAAUGUGUGAAUAUAAAUGAUGAUAUUAUUAGCAUUUUAAAGUACACAAUGUACAAUAUCAUAAUAUAUGAGGUGGCACCUACAAAAUGGAGUGAUUUUCCAAUAUUACAUAUUAAGUUAUCAUUUUU